AUGUCUUCCUCGAAGUUGAAGGACUUUAUUCCAUAUGAGCUGAGCGACGAGGAAAAUAGGGACCUUGACGAACUGAAGAAGGGGAUCGAGGCGCGGAAGGAAAAACUCACAAUAGCAAGAUGUGGAGAGCUGCCCAAAUGGAAGUAUCCUUUGAAAAUAAUCAAAGAAGCGCAAGAUGCGGCAGAGAAGCACCAGGAUCUUGUCAGUGGGAGGCUAAUCCGACUUCUCGAAUGGCCUAGUAAGGAAAUGGCAGAUGGAGACUUCUUCUAUCAAGCAGAUCCACCCAACAACGUGUUCGAUCGGAACAAAAACUGGUUUACUGAGCAAGGGUUUCACUCUUUCGCGACACAGUACUCGUUUUCGGACAGGUGGGACAAACAGCCUCUGAUGGUGUCAAUUUACGUACCACAACAAUUGCCAGCAGAUCAGCGGUCGGCCGUUAUGUGGAUGUUCCACGGUGGCGGGUUUUGUACUGGCGCUGCUAACUUCAUUCCUUGGUACUCGCAAACUGCUAUUCAGAGGGCCAAACAGAAGAAUGCCAUAAUCAUAGCACCUAAUUACCCUCUCGGGCCAGAAGGCAAUUAUAUUGACAUUUACGAAGCAAUUCACGACUUCCUCAGAUGGUACAAAGAGGACGGAUACUUUAAGAAGGACGACAAUGACAAAACCGCUUCUUGGCCGCAGUGGUUGUGCUGCGAGAUGGAACAGAAAGGGCAGAAACUCAACAUUGCCAAAGAGUGCGUGUAUAUUGAAGGGGAAAGCGCAGGCGGUCACGCAGCCGUGACUGCGAUGUGGCUUAACGCAGACCGGGAACUAGACUUGAAGAUACCCGUUCAAGCGGCUCUAUUACGGUUCCCUAUGAUUGCGCACUACAAACGCAAAAUCCCUGAUGGCGAGAAAGUUCUAUACAUGAACCAAUGGUUUGGAAAAGACAUUCUGAAGAACCGAGCCGAAGAUGUAAAAAAAGAAAUCCUCAGGCUUGAAAGACUGGGCAUUGUACCAACCUGUACCCAGAGACCACCUCCUCGUGGCAUGGCCUUUGCCGUCGUCCUUUCCACCACAGAGACAUGGCAGCCAUUCUUCCAGCGCUAUCAUGGAUAUAAUACACUAGCUGAAGGGCCGAACAUCGACAAGAACGACGAUCGCAUUAUGGAUGGCAUUGAACGAGCCGAAAGAUGUGCAGAGUCUGUACAUCAUGACCUUCUUCCACCAAUCUACAUCUAUCACGGCAACGAAGAUCCCAAUUGUCCCCUCACGGACACCGAGAAGUUUGUUGAGACGCUCCAGGAUCGCGACCUCUAUGGCGAUAGAUUCAAGGACGAGGAAACGCUUUGCUUGAAUGUCGUUCGGGAGUUGAACAAGAAGCCCGUGUCAGAUCCAGACGCCGACAACGGAUUGAAGUAUGUUCGGACCGAUGAAGUGGGGCACGGUUUUGAUUACUACCUGAACGAGAACGAAGAGCAGUUUCUGAAGGACGCGUACGACUGGGUUGGCAGUCGUUGGGGUCCUAAGAAGUGA
Alternaria viburni is the source of this 1518-nucleotide messenger RNA. RefSeq lists its product as uncharacterized. The transcript has 2 exons. The coding region runs from base 1 to 1518 and encodes 505 amino acids. Gene Ontology annotation, molecular function: hydrolase activity. Lineage: Eukaryota; Fungi; Ascomycota; Dothideomycetes; Pleosporales; Pleosporaceae. The record is from RefSeq and is a predicted model, not a curated record.